Messenger RNA from Phycomyces blakesleeanus NRRL 1555(-), 1047 nucleotides. RefSeq lists its product as hypothetical. Gene Ontology annotation, molecular function: tubulin binding. The record is from RefSeq and is a predicted model, not a curated record. Gene Ontology annotation, cellular component: cytoplasm. The coding region runs from base 1 to 978 and encodes 325 amino acids. The transcript is spliced from 6 exons. Lineage: Eukaryota; Fungi; Mucoromycota; Mucoromycetes; Mucorales; Phycomycetaceae. Gene Ontology annotation, biological process: post-chaperonin tubulin folding pathway; tubulin complex assembly.
AUGUCUAAUUCAGUUGACAGCUCUACUGAUGCUUCCUUGAAAUUCUGGAAUGAAUUCAAACUUGAACGUCAAGGAAUUGCCGAUCAACUCGAACGUUCAAAGACUAUUCCCACAUCUCAGUUACCUGAACAUUUCAACAACAUCCUCCAAACAAUCAAUCGCCUCGAAAAGGAAUUGACAAAAGCAACAGAGUACAUUCCACCUUAUGAUGAACGACAAUAUUCAAUGCAAAUCAGAUCGUUGGUUCAAGAUUUGGAGACUGAACGAACAAACUUGACUCCAAAACCAAAGUUUUCGUUUAAGUCGAGAAAAACAAAGGCAAAGACACCUACAACUACACCUACAACUACAGAUACUCCAACAACUGAUACAGUUGCUGUCAAACAUGAACCUGGUUGGGUGGAGGAUGAGACAAUGCUUCGAUUUUCAGAUAUAUCUAACCAGUGGCUGACCUUGGAAGAUUCUCGCCCGCCCGGAAAACAGAGUGUAGAUGUCUCAUUGUCAAAUCUGCAUAGAUGUGUUGUAUCCUUGUUGGAUGACACUAUACGUGUUUCUGCUCUACAUGUCAAGAAUGUAACCGAGUGUGUCAUCUUGUGUGGUUCAAUCGAAGGAUCAGUAUUGUUGUAUGGAUUCUCAAGAUCAGUCAUGGCAAUCGAUUGCCAUCAAUUCCGUAUGCAUGAUGCUGUAAACGUGGAUAUUUUGUUAUGUGUGUCUAGUCGUCCAAUUAUUGAAGACUGUGAUCAAGUUCGUGUUGGUCCUUUAAAAAACAACGAGAAAAAAGAGCCUUUUGUAAAUUACUUUGAUCAAAUGGAAGACUUCAAUUGGCUCAGAAAACAAGCUUCACCACACUGGAGAGUUUUGACAGAGGAUGAAGCUACAAAACUGAACACAUCAGUGGUGGAUGAUUUAGAAAAGCUAACUUCUCUUCCCCAAAAAGAACAUCUCGAUGCUUUUCUUGAAUUUAUCCCUAAACCUUAAUAUUACCAUUGACCUCUUCUUUAUUUUGCAAAGAAAAUAACUAAACCAAAUAAUUAAACGCAAAAGCAU